AUGAAGUCUGGCUUGUCAAGGCUUUUUGAGCUACAGCCCGACCCGUACGACGUCACACAACGACGUUAUAUCCGGGUUUGUGUCUUCAAGGACGUCAAAAAUGCCGUGGAGUUGAGGGACCUGCUCAGAAGUGGCCAAAUUGAUGCGGCUAUGAUACGAGCUGAAUUGGUAUGUUUUUUUUAUUAUUUUUUGUUUGUUUUGGGUUUAGAAAGGAAGAGGAUCAAGAGGGAAAGACCUUUUGUUAUUGUCUAGUAUAAGAUAAAUAGAAUUCAUGGAAGAAUUUUUUGUUGAAUUAGAACAUCUUUCCAAGGUCAUGGGCUUGCUCUGCAGAAAAUUGUAGGGUUCUACCGUUUCCGGUUUGAAAGUUUCAAGCAAGACCUUGUACUUGGUCUAGAUUACAUUUGAUGAAUUUGUUGUGGGCGUACAGGGUAUCAUUUUGGCAAAGACUAUUAUUACGACAACAAGGACUAUGCUAGCUUGCUUUUCACAAAAUUUUAGAACCCUAUCUUUUAAUCUGACGGUUUACGGACUUGAUUCUUCUGUAUUACCCCUGUUUCUUUCAGAUUCUUGAACCAUUCGUCCUUCUAGCGGCGGCGAAUCGUGCCGUUCAUCAAUCAGCUCACAACAGAAUGUUUACCAGAUCAUUAUCCGCAGAAUUAAUCUACUCAUUAUCGCCUACCAGAAAUGUAAGUUCAAUUUGAUGCCUAAGGUAUCAAUUAUUUUUAUUACUACUUUCGAUCUUUAGAUUUCCGAAUCUCUCAACACAUUUGGCAUUGGAGAAGACAGUACGAACCUCAUUGUAGCCUUGUUUGACGACGAGAAGGGAUCCAAAAUGACGAAGUUGGCAAAGAAAAUCAAGGGAACAGCUGUUACCUUGGAUAAUAUUGUUCAGCUAGCAAAUAUUCAUAAAAUCAAAAAGGUAAAAUACGCUCUAGAUUCGUGAUAAUAGUUAUAUAUUGACUUGAUUUAAACGCAUAUUCGAUAUGAUUUUAGAUCUACAAAGUGUCUGAUCCAGCACUGGCGGCGGAAAGCCUCAGCGAUCUUAUAAUCACACGGAUUGUGACCAAAGACGUUGCCACAUAA
Messenger RNA from Bursaphelenchus xylophilus (pine wood nematode), 1083 nucleotides. The record is from the annotation of a GenBank genome assembly. NCBI's taxonomy places the organism in Eukaryota, Metazoa, Nematoda, Chromadorea, Rhabditida, Aphelenchoididae.